Helobdella robusta is the source of this 588-nucleotide messenger RNA. RefSeq lists its product as hypothetical. The transcript is spliced from 3 exons. Gene Ontology annotation, biological process: protein import into nucleus. The record is from RefSeq and is a predicted model, not a curated record. Gene Ontology annotation, molecular function: Hsp70 protein binding; nuclear import signal receptor activity. Gene Ontology annotation, cellular component: cytosol; nucleus. Bases 1 to 588 code for a protein of 195 amino acids. Lineage: Eukaryota; Metazoa; Annelida; Clitellata; Rhynchobdellida; Glossiphoniidae.
AUGUUUGGAGUUCUUGUCACAGGUAGACUUGUCCAGACAGAGUUUCAGCAAAUCAGUGAAACACAGUUUGUUUUCAACAUACCAGAUGCUGAUAAUGUGAACCACAUUGUGGUGUUCUUAACUGGUCUCAUUGCAUUUCCACCUGGGACUGGAGGGGCAGUUUAUUUUUCAUGGCCGUCUCAAGAUGGGCCGGCCUGGGUUCUACUUGGACACAUUUUUAAUGAAAAACCCAGUGCUAUAUUCAAAGUAGCAAAUUUGAAAAAAGCUGACAAUGGUCACCAGCACCCAUUUGGUGUGAUUGAGAACCAUGUCAGCCACAUGAUGCAAGUAGGGAUAUCAAUUGAAAGUCUCGAAGUCAUGUCUCAGCAGACGUGUAUCCAGGGAUCUGAAGCAUCAAAAGCAUCUUCGUUUGAUGAAUUUUGUAGAAAAAUGUUGGAAAAUUUUUUCAAUUUUGCAUCUUCAUUUGCCGUCACUCAAUCUCAGAUGGUGCCUGCACCGUCUGAGACAUUCAUACCCGCAUCAGUCCUUCAACAGUGGUACACCAACUUCCAAAGAAGACUUCAACAAACUCCUAACUUUUGGAAAUAA